CGGCGCCUUGCAGCGCUCACUUGGCUCAGUCCUCUUGUCAAUUGACCCUUUCGUUUCUCUUGGAUAGGCUCGCGCCCUUAUCUCAGGGACAUCGAGCUCAGCAAGAGAUAAAAUGCCUGGGGUUUCAAUUGAGAAUGAAGUCAAACAUGAUAAUCCAUCGACUAUCUCUCGAGAUGUCGUCACCGAGUCUAGCGGAGAAGAGAGCCGGUCAGCUGCACCACCACCCAUCUUCAACGAACAGACAAAUUAUGUCCCAUUGAGCACUAUCAUUACGAUAUUCCUAGCAUGCUCGACAGUUGAUUUCGUAGCGGUCAUGGACCAAACCACUCUAGCCGGGAGUUUAUCCAUAAUCGGCAAUACAUUAAAUGCCAGCAACAAAACCUCCUGGAUAUCAGGAGGGUAUUUUGUAACAUCAACCUGUUUCCAACUUCUAUACGGACGACUCUCUGACAUCUGGUCCCGAAAAUACGUCCUAUACAUAGGUCUCGUCAUUAUGUUCAUCGGAUCCCUGGCAUCAUCUCUAGCACAGACCGCCACGCAGCUCAUCAUUUUCCGCGCCUUCACCGGCAUGGGCGGCGGCGGAAUCACGUCCAUCGCACAGAUGAUAGUCAGUGACGUGGUUCCACUUCGCGAGCGAGGUAAAUAUCAAGGCAUUCUUGGUGCAGUAAUAGCUAUCGCCAACGGAAUCGGUCCUGUGAUUGGCGGUGCUCUAUCCCCGAUAUCCCACAACUCGUGGAGAUGGAUCUUCCGACUUAUGCUGCCACUCACGGCUAUCUCAAUCCUCGCUGUGAUGUUCUUCAUGCCUUUGCGGAAGGUCACCGGUAACUGGAAAGCGAAGCUGAAAGCCGUUGAUUUCUUCGGUGUCUUUCUAGCUCUAGGAGGCACGGCGGUGCUUAUGCUCGGAUUGACAUGGGGUGGUGGCGAGUAUGUCUGGAAAUCGACACAUGUUAUAGCAACGCUCAUCGUGGGGGCUGCAGUGUGUGUGGCUUUUGUCCUGUGGGAAUGGAAAGGUCAUCCGUAUCCGCUGAUACCUAUGCAUUUCUUUAAAUCUCGCAUUGUGAACGGCGCGUGCCUGACCAUGUUCAUCAACGGGUGGAAUAUCAUAGUCAUGCUUUACUACAUUCCGACUUUCUACCAGCUUGUGUUCGGUUAUUCGACUACCAAAGCUGGUGCCAUGGUAUUACCCAUCACAUUGUUGCAGACUCUGAGCAGCACCCUGUCCGGCCUAAUCGUCCACUGGAUCGGCCGAUAUCGCGAAUCCAUCCUCGUCGGCUGGAUGAUCUGGGCCAUCGGACUCGGCCUGAUGUCGACUCUGAACGAGACAUCCAAUCUAGGAAAGCAGAUAGGCUACGGUCUCUUGACAGGUAUAGGUUCAGGGAAUACAUUACAGCCAGCCCUAAUCGCCGUCCAAGCCGGCGUCGCAAGACGAGACAUGGCCGUAGUAACCUCAUUCCGAAACUUCAUCCGCAACCUAGGCGGCACCCUCGGCCUCGCUGUCUCGGGCACAAUCAUAAACAACCUCCUCUCCACGUCCAUCACCUCCCUCCGCCUAACCACUGCACAAAAGCAAUCCUUCCUUGCCAGCCCAUCCAACUAUCUGUCUAAACUCCCCGCCGACGAAGCGGCAUAUGUUCGUGCGCUGCUUAUCCCCGCGUACAAAGAGGGAUUUAGGAUCGUGUUUACGGUGAAUGCGGCGCUCGCGGCGCUGGCUUUCUUCUUGGCGGUGGCGUUGAUGCCGCAGGUGAAGUUGGAGAGGGCGGAUGAUGAGCGGUUGAAGGAGGAGGGGAUGAGGAGGAGAGAGGAGCAGAGAGAAGGGGAGGAUUAGGGAGGUAAGUGGGAGUGGGAGUGGGAAGGGGUGAAGUUAUACACUACUAG
Molecule: messenger RNA, 1875 nt
Organism: Aspergillus welwitschiae
Lineage: Eukaryota; Fungi; Ascomycota; Eurotiomycetes; Eurotiales; Aspergillaceae
Product: putative MFS drug transporter
Exons: 7
Coding region: 113-1825 (570 amino acids)
Biological process (GO): transmembrane transport
Molecular function (GO): transmembrane transporter activity
Source: RefSeq, a predicted model, not a curated record